CACUUCACACCUCUUCAUCCUCAUCCAUAUUCAUCUGUGUUCUUUGAUCUGAUAGCUUUAAAGGGUUUCUGCAAGUUUCAGUUUUUAUUUGUUUGGUUUUUUUAAGGUUUAAGGUUAUGGGGGUACAAGAAGAUGUUUUGGACGCAAAUCCCAUUAAGAUUCGGGAAGUUUGGGCGGAUAAUCUGGAAUCGGAGUUCCAGCUCAUCAGCCACCUCAUCGACGAGUAUCCGUACAUCUCCAUGGAUACGGAGUUUCCUGGGGUUGUUUUCAAGCCGGAGAGUCGCCGGCGAGGGCCUUUCUCGGCUUCCGAUCGCUCUGCGGAUUCCUACCGGUUGCUCAAGUCAAACGUGGAUGCUCUGAAUCUGAUUCAGUUGGGGUUGACUUUGUCGGACGGUAGCGGAAACCUCCCCGUGCUCGGAUCUGACGGCCACCGCUUCAUCUGGCAGUUCAAUUUCUCCGACUUUGACGUGCAGCGUGACCUCUACGCGCCGGAUUCCGUCGAGUUGCUCCGCCGUCAGGGAAUCGACUUCGACAAGAACCGGGACUGCGGGGUUGACUCGGCCCGGUUCGCCGAGUUGAUGAUGUCGUCCGGCCUGGUCUGUAACGAGUCCGUCAGCUGGGUCACGUUCCACAGCGCGUACGAUUUCGGCUACCUGGUCAAGAUCCUCACGCGCCGCUCCUUGCCCGGAGAUCUGGAAGAUUUCUUGGAAAUUCUCAAGAUCUUCUUCGGGGAUAGGGUUUAUGACAUCAAGCACCUCAUGAAGUUCUGCCAGAGUCUCUAUGGCGGGCUAGACCGGUUGGCCAGAACGCUGGCCGUGGACCGGGUGGUCGGAAAAUGCCAUCAGGCCGGUUCAGAUAGCCUGCUGACAUGGCACACGUUUCAAAAAAUGAGGGAUGUGUACUUUGUAAAUGAAGGACCGGAAAAACAUGCCGGAGUAUUGUAUGGACUAGAAGUUUUUUAAGAUAAUUCUAAUUGUUAAACAAAAAAUAAUAAUUUUAUUAAUUCUUUUAGUUAAA
Messenger RNA from Ipomoea nil (Japanese morning glory), 1017 nucleotides. Its product is annotated as probable CCR4-associated factor 1 homolog 9. Gene Ontology annotation, molecular function: nucleic acid binding; poly(A)-specific ribonuclease activity. The transcript has a single exon. Bases 117 to 962 code for a protein of 281 amino acids. NCBI's taxonomy places the organism in Eukaryota, Viridiplantae, Streptophyta, Magnoliopsida, Solanales, Convolvulaceae. Gene Ontology annotation, cellular component: CCR4-NOT core complex; P-body; CCR4-NOT complex. The record is from RefSeq and is a predicted model, not a curated record.